This is a messenger RNA of Culex quinquefasciatus (southern house mosquito), 2121 nucleotides long. RefSeq lists its product as uncharacterized. Gene Ontology annotation, cellular component: membrane. Gene Ontology annotation, molecular function: ligand-gated monoatomic ion channel activity. The record is from RefSeq and is a predicted model, not a curated record. The transcript is spliced from 7 exons. The coding region runs from base 602 to 2065 and encodes 487 amino acids. NCBI's taxonomy places the organism in Eukaryota, Metazoa, Arthropoda, Insecta, Diptera, Culicidae.
UCUUGCGAAAAGUUUGGUACAAACAUAAAUGAUGAAGAUCCAUUCACAAGCUUGAUAUCUGCAAAAAAACCUUUAUUCAGAUCGUAUUAAAUUGGCAAAGAACAUUACGGAAAAUGUUGUCUCCAGUUGAAAGAAAUUUACAUCUCUUGAGUUUAGUCCAACUUUUGGUGAUGCAAUACUUCUCAAAGGACAACUUUUGCACUGUAUUUUACCGUGAUCAAACUCUGAACACUAAGCAAAACGAUUUUCUUAGUGCUGUGGACCAAUUUACAUCAUCGGAGCAAUUACCAGUAAUUUGGAUUACUACUGGAUUUGACAUGGAGCAAGUCCUCGUUGAACAGGCUAUCGAGCUUGGAUGUCAAUCGUACAUGGUGAUCACUGAAGAUGUAAACUUAUUUUUCGAGAUAAAACUCGCCGUAAAGGACCGUACAGAGCAACGAAGACGAGACAAGUUCUUUUUGAUUUUUGUCGAAAGCAUUUCUGCUCUGAGCAACAAUCGGAUUUUGCAAGAAGCUUUCAACUGUUGAGUUUUUUGGGUCUUUCAACUGGCAUCGUUUGAAAGCAACUUUAAUCUGUUUUAGUUUAUCCAAAUUUGUGGUUCAUGACGUCUUCGAAAGAUCUCGAAAAUGGAUUCGAUUUCUACACCCAAAACUUCUCAAUUUCAUACUCCCCUAAACUAAACUAUGCGAACAGUUUCAACUUGAAUACAUCAUCCUUCACCUCGAACGCCAGCUUAUUCCACGACAAACUCUCAAAUCUGGGUGGAAGACCCAUUCGAACCGGAAUAGUGGACUACGUUCCGUACGUAACGAGCGAAUUCAUUGGCGCGGACAGGGGGAACGUCGAUGUUGUCAACUCUAGCCGUUCGAGAGAAUUGCUGAUUGACGGAUCGGAAGGCAUUUUGAUGGUCGAGUUUUGCAAGAUGUACCACUGUAAUCUAAAAGUGUGGGCUUAUGGAGCAGAUAACUGGGGAUACAUUGAUGAUGUCGAAAACGGCGAAGGAAUGCUUCAUUCGCCACUGAUCAAUGAAACUGAGAUCGUUGUUAGCACAGUUUUCUAUCAGUGGGUUUACAAGUUCUUGGACUACAGCAGUCCAAUUGUUUUUGCAUCCAUCUUGAUCAUGGUUCCAAGGGCAAAACUCUUGCCAACCGUGUUGACACCGCUGUAUCCGUUCAAUCCCUCACUAUGGCUAACGAUUUUCAUAUCUCUAAUAGUGAUGACGGUAGUUCACUACGGUAUCAGUAAAUUGAAUCUGUUUGGAUCACCAAAACCUCGGUUUGAAAAGUCAACCUUUGAUAUAAUCUCCAUUUACUUGGACCAGGCGAUCACACAUAACAAAAGCACCUUAUCGUAUCGAGUACUAAUAGCAUGCGUACUUCUGUCUGGAGUGGUAAUAAGCAAUUCUUAUGCAGGAGGACUCGCAAGUGUUCUGACCGUUCCAAGAUAUGAGAAAUCUCUGGAGACCAUCCACGACUUCGCCCAGAGUCCAUACCGCUGGGGAGAUCCGGCAAUCGCUUGGAUUCUUGCGAUUGUUGAUGCGGAAUCAGUCGAUCUGAAAACCGUCGUCAAAAAGUUCGACAACAUCCCCGACGUUGAGCAACUGUACCAGCGCUCCCUACCCGGAGACUUUGGCAUCGGAAUCGAGUUCCUAACCUGUCAGAAGAUAAACGUUGGACCGUACAUCCGCGAGGACAACGUGCACCUGUUUGAGCUGCCCAAGGAGAUGCUGUACUACAGUUACACCACGGUGGCAUCCCAGCGGGGUUGGCCCAUAAUGGACCGGCUGAGCCAUUUUAUUCUGGUUGUUAACCAACACGGACUCGUGCUGCACUGGGAAAAGCGAAAUCUACGCAGAUUUCAAACGACACGGCUGGAGGUUGCGCUCGAUCCGGCCGUAUCCGGGUGCCAGAAGGACGUCGAGGUUCAGGCGCUGACUGUGGAACAUAUUUUUGGACCUAUGUUUAUCCUGUUUGUCGGAGCUGCUUCCGCGACUGGAACAUUUGUGCUGGAGAUCGUGUGGCAUUCACUUUGGUUGAGUGUUGGAAAGUGGAAGCAGAAUGGUUAAAUUUUUAAUUACUUGUUUAUAGUAGCUGCCUCGUUCUAACGCAAAACAAUUUGUUG